GAUAGUUAAACUUCUUAUUGUAGUGAUAGUCUUAGAGAAAUAGUCUAUUGUCUCUCGUGAUAGUGAUUGGGUCGCAGCAAUUUGGCGCUACUGAGGAGAGGAGGUGAAAUCCAUAGAUUAUUCUGGAAUAAAUAUACCGCGUAAACUUAAUUUAACAUAACCUAAAAUCAAAUUUGUUCUGAACUGCUUGGCAAAUCUGAGUGCCGACUGUGACGAGUGACCUGUUUAAGUUAGAAAAGAAAAUGCAAGACAUGUUCAAGAUCGUCCAAACUAUCGAAAGGGGCUUGAAACAGCUAACAAUUGUUCCUUCGGGAUGGGAGUAUAAUAAUCAGCUUCAUUGGCCAAAAUUAGGGGCUGAGAAGCUGAUCAGGACUGCUAAUUCCUUACCAGAAGCAAACUGGUUCACAAUGGCUUGCAAAUUAAAAAGGAACCACUUAUUUAACUAUGAAAUUGCUGAAGAGGAACUAAAUCGAAUGUUGGAAAAUGACGAUACUGAACAAGAGGAUAUUUUAGAGGUCCAGACUAAAAAGAGACCGAGCGUGAAGCUGCCAAAGUCCAUAUCUAGCGAACAUAAUUUUAAUGAAUUGGCCAAUAAAUGUAUGUUGACUGCUUCUUUGGAAGAUUCUAGGGUGAAAUCUUCAAAAACAGAGUUGGAUACUGAAGUACUCCUACCCCAAAAAACAAUCCAGCAAAUUAUACCAGAUGGAUUAAGAACAGAAAAAUCCUCUCUAGAUGCAGAAUUGAUGGAAAAAUUUGAGAGCUUGAUAAUUAAUCAAGACAUAAUUAUGAAUAACCAGAAACUAAUUCUGGAAAGAGAAGGUCAUUUAUCUUAUCUAGAAAAUAUAAUGCAACUCCUUGCCAAAUUACAAACCAGUAUAGAUGUUAUGGCUAGUCAUUCAAUUAACAAUAACUGUACAUGUAACACUGCAACUCAGAAUAAUAAUAAUAUUGAUGAUAUCUUUUUCGAGCCAAUAGACUCUUUAGCGGUACUUGAGAAACUGGAGGCCAAAUUGGCUAAUAAGAAGGAAAUGGAAGACUUAAUACAAAAGUUUAGUUAUGUAUGUGGAAGAAAGGGAUGUGGAAAUGGAACCAAUAACUGCUAUAUUUUGGUGGACAAAAUAUUCUCUAGAAAAUUCAUGACUCUAUGUUCUUGGGCUGGAGGUGCUAAAGAUCCUGGAAAAGAGAAAAUUCCAUUCAAAUUUUUCAAAAAUGUUAUCGGAUUAUUUUUUCGUGUUGUGAGACUCUCCGAUGAAGAUUUUACCUUGAAAAAUUGCGAAGAGUUUUUCAAGGCUGUCAUCAGAAACUCAACGAAAAGGAAUGAGAGUAGCAUGACACGAACAUCAAGGAGCAAAAGGAGGCCCAAAAGUCUUUCUUACAAGAUUAAGAACCCAAAGAUUGAAGAAAGUAAUGUUAUGGAACUAAAUGAAUUAAUCAUCAACGAGGAGAACUUUCUAAGUAGUUAUGUUCUGGUUGGAAAUGAGGAUUCUACAGGAGUAACAUUAGAAGAGAUGGAACAGGUGAAUGGAGAGGAUAGUGAAAAUGAAUGAGUGCAGAUUAUAAAUUAUUAACUUAUUUUAUUUGAAUAUUUUGUUGAUUUUUAGUUUACAAGAUGAAAAUUAUUUAUUUUCAUGUAAAGUGUGCAAUAAAGGAAUAAAAAAAAAUUCA
This is a messenger RNA of Harmonia axyridis, 1665 nucleotides long. RefSeq lists its product as uncharacterized. The record is from RefSeq and is a predicted model, not a curated record. The coding region runs from base 243 to 1547 and encodes 434 amino acids. The transcript has 5 exons. Lineage: Eukaryota; Metazoa; Arthropoda; Insecta; Coleoptera; Coccinellidae.